Molecule: messenger RNA, 627 nt
Organism: Cryphonectria parasitica EP155
Lineage: Eukaryota; Fungi; Ascomycota; Sordariomycetes; Diaporthales; Cryphonectriaceae
Exons: 2
Coding region: 1-627 (208 amino acids)
Source: RefSeq, a predicted model, not a curated record
AUGAAGCUCCCGCUCGAGGUCCGUCGCCGAAUUUACCUGGGGUACUUUUCCAACCUUUUCCGCUACCAUGAAGACACACACAUCCUCAUCUGCAGACACGAUGUCUCGAAAUGCCGUUGUCUGCGGCAUGACAACAGCCUGUCCCACGCCGUCGAUCUACAGCUUGCCCGUGUCUCCAGAACACUCCGAGAUGAGGUUCUGGCAUGCUGGUACGAGACCCAGAAGUUUUAUGUCAACUGCGGCUGUGAACUGAAAGAGCUUCUUACCACGAACGCAAGCCUGCACAACAACAUCAGAUUUCUCAAACUCCACUGGACCGGCCCGCAAUCCGCUGCGGGUUUUAAGCUCCUGGCGGACGUACCCAAGCUUAAGAGCCUUGUCAUCGUCAUCUCAAAGAGCACGACUAACGUCCUGUCUGCGCGUGAGAAUGAACUGCAAAAGUACUUUGCCCACAGAUUCCAGGCGCGACUGACCGAUGCCCUCGGGUUCGAGGAGCUGGGCGCCUUGCGUGGCCUGACCCAGAUCAAGGUCGUCCACAUUGACAAGUCCCAGACUCACCGGCGUACAAACGAGGAGAGAUGCGGCCUAGAGGCAUACCUCAAGGACAAGAUGCAGGCAGAGUCAUGA